Molecule: messenger RNA, 1407 nt
Organism: Dichotomopilus funicola
Lineage: Eukaryota; Fungi; Ascomycota; Sordariomycetes; Sordariales; Chaetomiaceae
Product: Aldo/keto reductase family-domain-containing protein
Exons: 1
Coding region: 1-1407 (468 amino acids)
Biological process (GO): dehydro-D-arabinono-1,4-lactone biosynthetic process
Cellular component (GO): cytosol
Molecular function (GO): D-arabinose 1-dehydrogenase [NAD(P)+] activity
Source: RefSeq, a predicted model, not a curated record
AUGGCCGACCCAACAACCGACGCCGGAACGGCCGGCUCGCUCCCACGCCCCCCGCUACACACCGUCUUGCCUCCACUUGUCUUUGGCACAGCAACCUUCAACACUCAAUACGUAGCCGACCCGCAUUCUAUGCCCUAUCGUGACAUCGUCGCCCGUGCCCUCGCCCUCGGUGUCAACGCGUUCGACACCAGCCCCUACUACGGCCCAUCCGAAAUCCUCCUGGGUACCGCCCUUGACGCCCUCGUCCGCCCACCCCCCCCCGCCGUGCCUAUCCCACGUUCGAGCUUUUUCCUCGUUACCAAGGCCGGCCGUAUUGGUAUCACGGAGUUUGACUAUUCGCCCGCGUGGGUGCGGUAUUCCGUCCUGCGCAGCCUGCGCCGUCUGCACACAUCAUACUUAGACUUGGUCUAUCUGCACGAUGUCGAGUUUGUGACGCCCACUGAGGUGGUCGCCGCAGUGCGCGAGCUGCGCCGGCUCAGAGACGAGGAGGAUGGGAUUGUGCGCUAUGUUGGAAUCAGCGGGUUCCCCGUGGACGUGCUUUGUCAGUUGGCCGAGUUGGUGCUGGCCGAGACGGGGGAACCGGUGGAUGCGGUGAUGAGUUAUGGUCAUUUCACUGUGCAGAACCGGGUUCUCGGGCUACCGUGGGCCGAGGCCGCUCCCGGGAGUGACGAGACACUCCAGAGGGCGGAUUCCGCCGGUACCGACACCACAGCUGCGCCCUUAGCGCGCUUCAAAGCGGCUGGCGUAGACGUUGUGCUCAACGCCAGCAUGCUCGGCAUGGGUCUGCUCACCAGCGAGGGCAUCCCCACCGACGAUGAACCCACACCUUCCAACUCCGGGCCCGACAGCCGACCCAGUUCACCGCUCUCGUCCUGGCACCCGUCACCGCCCGAGCUGCGCGUGACCUGCCGCCGUCUCGCCGACAUCGCCGCGACCGCCGGCGAGCGUCUCGAGUCCGUUUCCAUGCGUUGGUCCAUGGCCGAGUGGGCGCGAAUUGCGGCCGCUGCGGGCUUGGGCGUAGACUACGUGACGCCCGGUGCGGGGCCCGGGAGGCUGGGCGUGACGGUGUGCGGGGUGAAAACGAUUGGCGAGCUGGAGGAUACUGUGGCCGAGUGGCGUGGGGUACUGGCUACAUUAGGUCAGCAGUUGGCUGGCGGCCAAGUUAGUGUGGCGGAAGAGAAGGAGGAGCCGUAUGGCGCGGCGCGUCAGGAAAAGAUAUUGAAUCUGGUGCGCAAUGAGUUGUGGCCUGAGCUGCGAUCCUGGCUGGAUUAUGCCUGGGACAGCCCAGGGCCUGGGUUUGUGAAUACUAAGGCAGAGGAGGAUCGUGGGGUUGUCCCCGACGAUGGAAUCAUCGCCGAGUAUGAGUUGGCGAAGAACAGCAUACGAGCAGAUCGGCCUGCUAGGUAA